Messenger RNA from Schistosoma guineensis, 15018 nucleotides. Lineage: Eukaryota; Metazoa; Platyhelminthes; Trematoda; Strigeidida; Schistosomatidae. The record is from the annotation of a GenBank genome assembly.
AACCAAUAGCUUUUAGACACAUUUGUUAGUCAUAUUUUUAAGUCUUGUUUCGCGUUGUGGGUGUCAGGAUCUUCUAACAAUGGGGAGACCAUGGGAUCUGUCCGUGGUACAUAGCCUAGUGGUAGUUACUGUAUUGGCAUGUGUAUUGUGUGAUCCGUCAUCGUUACUGUCUGAUAUUCCUGUAUCAAAACCUAAUGAGGGACUUUCAACAGCCUCAGACACUUUAGCUAAAGAAGGGGAGGCAAUCAGCUUGGAUGGUCUAAGCGUUGAACAGUUGAAGCAAGCACGGGAACAUGCUGAAAAACGACAGUUUGAAGCUGAGGUUGAUCGCAUGAUGAAAAUAAUAGUUAACUCUUUGUACAAAAAUAAGGAGAUCUUCCUUAGAGAAUUAAUAUCAAAUGCAUCAGACGCUCUGGAUAAGAUUCGCGUUCUUUCGCUUACUAACAAUGAAGUUCCUGAUGAGUCUGACGAAAUGAGAAUCCGAAUAAAAGCCAAUAAAGAUGCACGGACACUUCAUAUAAUAGACACAGGCAUAGGCAUGACAGAAGCUGAACUUACCUCUAACUUGGGGACCAUUGCUAAGUCUGGAACAUCUGAGUUCUUGACUAAGAUCUCUCAAAGUAAUACGGCCACAGAAAAGUCUGACCUUAUUGGCCAGUUUGGUGUUGGGUUCUACUCCUCUUUCUUAGUUGCAAACAAAGUUUUGGUUGUAUCCAAGAGCGAUAAUGAUGACCAGCAUAUCUGGGAGUCCAAUUCCACUUCAUUCGUAGUUUACAAAGACCCACGUGGAAACACCCUUAAACGUGGGACUGAAAUUGUCCUUUACUUAACGGAGGAGGCAGAAGAUUAUUCACAAUCUGAAACUCUUAAAGAAGUUGUGAAAAAAUACAGUCAGUUCAUCGAUUUCCCCAUUUAUGUGUGGUCGAGUCGAGUGGAAUCACAGGCUGCUGAACCCGAAGAAAAGGAGGAGUCAAAAACAGCUGAUUCUGAAGCUAGCGUUGAAGAAGAAAGUGGAAAAAAAAGUGAAAGCAAGACCGUAGACAAAGUCGUCUGGGACUGGGUACGUGUAAAUGCAAAUAAACCUAUUUGGAAACGCAAACCGGCCGACGUUACUGAUGCGGAGUACAAUGAUUUAUUCCGUGCCUAUUCAAAUGAUAAUGACGAUCCUCUCGCCAAGAUUCAUUUCAGUGGUGAGGGAAAUGUGUUAUUUAGUUCAAUACUGUAUAUACCAAAACAUCUUCCCUCCAACAUAUUCCAGAUGCACAGUACUCAUAGUGAUAGGAUCAAGUUGUACGUUCGUCGUGUAUACAUUUCUGACGCAGCCGAUGAUCUGCUUCCUAAAUACUUGGCAUUCGUUUUUGGUAUAGUGGAUAGUGACGAACUUCCUCUAAAUGUUUCUCGUGAAAUGCUGCAGCAAAACAAACUCCUUAAAUUGAUAAAGAUAAGAUUGGUCAAGAAAGUUCUCCAGAUGAUUAGCGAGCUUUCUGAAUCUCAGUUUAAAAAUUUCUGGAAGGAAUACUCUGUGAACAUAAAACUUGGUAUAAUUGACGAUCUUCCAAAUCGCACUAAAUUAUCCAAGUUCCUACGGUUUUGGACUUCAAACAGCACUGAAAUCCAAUCAAGUCUUGCAGAUUAUGUUUCACGCAUGAAAAAUGGUCAGGAAGAUAUAUACUAUCUUACCGCAUCUUCAAUAGCUGAGGCGAAGUCAUCUCCAUUUGUAGAAAGGCUAAUCAAGAAAGGCUAUGAAGUCAUUUAUAUGAUCGAUCCUGUUGACGAGUACAUGCUUCAGUCGCUAACUGAAUAUGAUAAGAAAAAGUUACGAAAUGUGGCAAAGGGAACGAUCGAAAUCGACAAAUCGGAAGAAGCAAAGACUCGUAAAGAAGAACUAGAAAAAGAAUUCAAACCUCUCUUGGAAUGGUUUAAGGAAAAUUUGAAAGAAUAUGUCGAUAAGACUGCCUUGUCAGAAAGAUUAUUGAAUACUCCAUGUGCUCUUGUCGCUAAUGAAUUCGGUUGGUCCGGAAAUAUGGAGCGCAUUAUGACUGCACAAGCAUAUCAAAGGGGUGGAGAUCCAUCAUCUACUUAUUACUCUACUAUGAAAAAGGUCUUUGAAAUUAACCCACGCCAUCCAGUAAUGAAAAAGUUAAACGUUCUUAUAAAGACCUAUAAAGAUGAUCCUACAAUAAGUCAUACUGCGAAUUUGCUCUUCGAUGUUGCGGUCCUUCGUUCAGGUUUUUCUGUUAAGAACCCUGUUGCUUUCGCAGAACGAGUUGAAUCUGUUGUAAAGAAAAGUUUAGAUAUUGAUCAAAGCGAGUUGCUGGACGAAGAACCUGAGACUGAUGAGGAGUCUGUAACGGAUGAAGUGAAUAAAGAGUCGAUUUCAAAUGAAGAUUCAACGAACGAAAAGUCAGAAGCAUCUUCGCAAAUUGAUAUACAUAGUUUUACUGAUUUCUUUGACAAUGAAAAUAAUUGGAAAAUGAACAAAACAGAAGCAAAUCAAUUUUCGGAAUUCAAUCAUAUUACUGAAUCUUUUGAAGACAGUAUUACUCCUAGUUUCGUCACAACAUCAGAUUGUCCAACAUGCCGUCGACUUUUAGGGUGUAGUUCACGAGUUCAUAGUCAUCAAACUGACAGAAAUCCUAAAGUGGAUCAAAUUGAUAACAAUGAAAAUGAUGACCAAGAUGAAGAUGAAUACAAUGAAUCUGAAACAACAGGAAUGAUCAAUGAUUCUGGUAAUGAUGACGAUGAUGAUGAUGGGGAAGAUAAGGAUGACGAUUUCGGGAAUUAUCUAGGUGUAAGGAAAUUAAUGGCAGUUAAAACAACAACUCCUACUACUUCAUCUAAAUCCAAGUCUCACUCAGAAACGGCUACUGGACAUACAAAGAAUAAGAAAGUUCCAUCAAAAACAGCAACACAUGUAAAAACCAUUUCUAAAACACCAUCAUCCAAAUUAUCUGAAAGUUCUAAAACAAAACAACCCAAGGACAAACCUUCUUCUAGUCAUCAUCAACAAAAUCAACCAGACAAGUUAAAAUCUUCCACAUUAGCAUCAUCAAAGCAUGCAGAAGAUCAUCACUCAAAGAAGGCAGUGCAUAAAACUGUUCCGUCACAAGAUAAAUUAAAAACACCAAUUCCAACAAAUAAAAACCCUAAACAAUCUACACAAAAAUCGAAACCAGUACGAAUUAUUGGAAAUAUAAACGAUCAUGACUGUGAUGGUAUACCAGAUGAUAUUGAUGAAGAUAUUGAUAAUGACGGUCUUUUGGACCGAACACAAGAUUCCGAUUGGGAUGGAUUAUUGAAUCAUGUUGAUGAAGACGAUGAUAAUGAUGGUAUCCCUGAUGUUGAAGAUGAAGAUGCUAAUGGUGAUGGAAUACCAGACUGCCGUUCUGAUGUUUCUGAUUUAAAACUAAAAGUAAGAUAUAAGAAGAAAAUGCGUAAAGUUGACAGCGAUUUUGACGGUGUUCCAGAUGAUGUUGACGGAGAUGAUGAUAACGAUGGUAUUCCAGAUAUUAUGGAAGAUGAAGACAAAGAUCAAAUUCCUGAUUUUUUAGGACUUACUCGUGCUGAUUUUUUAAAAGGUGUCAGCAUUAAAGAAUUAAACAGACGAAUGAAUAAACGUGGCUGGUUUGAUCAUGACUGUGAUGGUAUUCCAGAUAAUCUCGAUCCAGAUGAUGAUAACGAUGGGUAUUUCGAUUCAAAACAAGAUAGUGAUCGUGAUGGUAUCCUGAAUGAAUUCGAUGAUGACGAUGAUAAUGAUGGAAUACCAGACAGUGAAGAUCUUGAUGCUAAUGGAGACGGUAUACCUGAUUGUAUUGUUAAGGAUUCAGAUGGUGAUCAUAUUCCUGACCAUAUUGACACAGAUGAUGAUAAUGAUGGUAUACCGGAUUUACAAGAUCCAGAUCAUCCCAAUUUCGAUUACUUACGGGAUUCGGAUAAGGAUGGUAUUCCUGAUACACUAGACAUGGAUGAUGAUAAUGAUGGUAUACCAGAUAGCAUGGAUUUUGAUUCAGAUGGUGAUGGAUCGGAUGAUCUGUUUCAAGAUAUUGACAAAGAUGGGGUACCGGAUAGUGUAGAUGAUGAUAUGAAUAAUGAUGGAAUACCGGAUCAUAAACAAGAUCAUGAUUGUGAUGGAAUCCCGGAUAUUGUUGACCCUGAUGAUGAUAACGAUGGUUAUUUUGACACAAAACAGGAUAGUGACAAUGAUGGUUUAUUGAAUGAAUGGGACGAUGAUGAUGAUAAUGAUGGUAUUCCAGAUGUGGAUGAUGAAGAUUCCAAUGGUGAUGGGAUCAUUGAUUGCCAACCACAUGAUAGUGAUAAUGAUGGAAUACCCGAUCAUAUCGAUGAAGAUGAUGAUAACGAUGGUAUACCAGAUCAACGAGAUCCUGAUUCAAUGUCAUUUCUGCUGUAUAAACAUAAGCGUUUUCUUGAAGCUAUCCCAGCUCAUAUUGCACGACAAGAAGCCAACUUGUUAAAUGUCGAUUUAGGCGAUCCAAACGAUAAAGAUUGUGAUGGAAUUCCAGAUCAUAUUGAUAAUGAUUUGGAUAAUGAUGGAAAAAUCGACAGAACACAAGAUUCAGAUAUGGAUGGAUUAUUAAACCACGUAGACGAAGAUGAUGAUAAUGAUGGUAUUCCUGAUGUACUAGAUCCUGAUGCAAAUGGUGAUGGUAUUCCAGAUUGUCGACGUGAUGGUGGAUUACAUUAUAAAUUAGUUAAAUCACCUUCUGGUUUAAUUAAAAAAGUAUUAAGAAUACGUGAACCAACACAAGAAGAACAACAUCAAGCCUAUAUGGUUAAUGAAGCUAAACGUAAAUUAAUACGUAUUCGUGCUAAACUACGUGAACCUUUACCAAAGAAUACAAUACAAGCAAUUCCAUCAUUUGAUUUCAAUGAUAACAUGAAUGAUAAUCCAGAUAAUCAUCAUAAUGUUAAUGAAAUAAAAUCUAAAAUAAAAUCAUUUAAUUCAAAAUCUGUUCAAUCUAAUAUCAAUUCAAAAAAUGAACAUACAAUUAAACAUCAUCCAAAUAAUAAACAAGAAACUGGCGGUAAUAUAAAUUCAAAGAAAACAUCAAUACAAGGAAUCAAAUCUACUGGUUCACCUUCUUUAAAACAAUCAAAUCAACAACAAAUACCAAUAAAACAUAUCAAGGAACAAAAUACUGUUAAAUUAAAUACCAAACAACAAAAUCGUAAAUUAGCAGAAAGUUUAACACCAAAUGAAAAUACUGAUUCAUUUUAUUCUUUAAAUAAAGACAUUUUACUGAAUAUUCAUGAUAUGAAUGAUUACCCUGAUCAUGUUUCUACUCCCUUUGAUAAUGUUAACGAUGAUGAUGAUGAUGAUGACAAUGAAAUAGAGAAUGAUCAAGAAGUUAAUUUAGCUGAUACAAACUUAAAAUCAUCAAUAUUUGGCAGUUUUUUAUUGCCUGGAGCAGAAGCAGGAACAGCUAAUGAAGUAACUGGAUCAAAUAGAAAAAAUAUCAAGAAAAUGAAACAAAACGAAGCAACACAAAUGAAAAAAGUUGAUAAAUUAAAAUUAAAAGAAAAACAGAAGGUUAAUGAAAAUGACAAAAGGUUACACUCCACAAAAAAUAAACAAUCAUGUGACGUCCAUUCAUGUCAAACAACAAAAAAUAACCAGGUGAAAACUCACCGAAAAUCUCAUUCUAUCACAAACUAUUUAUCUAGGCAUCAUGAAGAUGAUCAUGGUGACGAAGAUGAAACAUCGUUAGACUCAGAUGGUAACGGCAUACCGGAUUAUAUGGAAGAUGAAAAUGGCGAUGGUAUUCCGGACUACCUAGAAGAUGAUGAUAAUGAUGGCAUUCCAGAUCAUUUAGAAAGUGAUUCAGACGGAGACGGUAUUCCAGAUUAUAUGGAAGAUGAUGAUGGAGAUGGAAUACCAAACUACUUAGAAGACGAAGAUGAAAAUGGCAUUCCAGAUUACCUGGAAAAUAGUAAAGAGAUCAAAAAUCAAGGUAAGUAUAAAAUAAACGAACGUCCAGUUCGAAAACACAAAAAUAAAGAAAUACGUACAGAUGACAAUAAAAAAAAAAUAAUAAGAUCCGGAAAAAACAACAAUAAAAACAUCCACAGUCAACAACGCUGCUCACGCAAUGACCAUAUAGAGGAUGAUUCUGAUGGUGACGGUAUCCCUGACCACCAGGAGGAUGAGGAUGGUGACGGAAUUCCAGACUACCUGGAAGACGAUGAUGGGGACGGUAUUCCCAAUUAUCUCGAAACGAGUCACCUCAAGAGAGCAAGCAAAUUACCGAAACACAUCGACAGGGACGGUGAUGGAAUUCCAGACCAUCUAGAGGGUGAUUCUGAUGGUGACGGUAUCCCUGACCACCAGGAGGAUGAGGAUGGUGACGGAAUUCCAGACUACCUGGAAGACGAUGAUGGGGACGGUAUUCCCAAUUAUCUCGAAACGAGUCACCUCAAGAGAGCAAGCAAAUUACCGAAACACAUCGACAGGGACGGUGAUGGAAUUCCAGACCAUCUAGAGGGUGAUUCUGAUGGUGACGGUAUCCCUGACCACCAGGAGGAUAAGGAUGGUGACGGAAUUCCAGACUACCUGGAAGACGAUGAUGGGGACGGUAUUCCCAAUUAUCUCGAAACGAGUCACCUCAAGAGAGCAAGCAAAUUACCGAAACACAUCGACAGGGACGGUGAUGGAAUUCCAGACCAUCUAGAGGGUGAUUCUGAUGGUGACGGUAUCCCUGACCACCAGGAGGAUGAGGAUGGUGACGGAAUUCCAGACUACCUGGAAGACGAUGAUGGGGACGGUAUUCCCAAUUAUCUCGAAACGAGUCACCUCAAGAGAGCAAGCAAAUUACCGAAACACAUCGACAGGGACGGUGAUGGAAUUCCAGACCAUCUAGAGGGUGAUUCUGAUGGUGACGGUAUCCCUGACCACCAGGAGGAUGAGGAUGGUGACGGAAUUCCAGACUACCUGGAAGACGAUGAUGAGGAUGGUAUUCCCAAUUAUCUCGAAACGAGUCACCUCAAGAGAGCAAGCAAAUUACCGAAACACAUCGACAGGGACGGUGAUGGAAUUCCAGACCAUCUAGAGGGUGAUUCUGAUGGUGACGGUAUCCCUGACCACCAGGAGGAUAAGGAUGGUGACGGAAUUCCAGACUACCUGGAAGACGAUGAUGGGGACGGUAUUCCCAAUUAUCUCGAAACGAGUCACCUCAAGAGAGCAAGCAAAUUACCGAAACACAUCGACAGGGACGGUGAUGGAAUUCCAGACCAUCUAGAGGGUGACUCUGAUGGUGACGGUAUCCCUGACCACCAGGAGGAUGAGGAUGGUGACGGAAUUCCAGACUACCUGGAAGACGAUGAUGGGGACGGUAUUCCCAAUUAUCUCGAAACGAGUCACCUCAAGAGAGCAAGCAAAUUACCGAAACACAUCGACAGGGACGGUGAUGGAAUUCCAGACCAUCUAGAGGGUGACUCUGAUGGUGACGGUAUCCCUGACCACCAGGAGGAUGAGGAUGGUGACGGAAUUCCAGACUACCUGGAAGACGAUGAUGGGGACGGUAUUCCCAAUUAUCUCGAAACGAGUCACCUCAAGAGAGCAAGCAAAUUACCGAAACACAUCGACAGGGACGGUGAUGGAAUUCCAGACCAUCUAGAGGGUGAUUCUGAUGGUGACGGUAUCCCUGACCACCAGGAGGAUGAGGAUGGUGACGGAAUUCCAGACUACCUGGAAGACGAUGAUGGGGACGGUAUUCCCAAUUAUCUCGAAACGAGUCACCUCAAGAGAGCAAGCAAAUUACCGAAACACAUCGACAGGGACGGUGAUGGAAUUCCAGACCAUCUAGAGGGUGACUCUGAUGGUGACGGUAUCCCUGACCACCAGGAGGAUGAGGAUGGUGACGGAAUUCCAGACUACCUGGAAGACGAUGAUGGGGACGGUAUUCCCAAUUAUCUCGAAACGAGUCACCUCAAGAGAGCAAGCAAAUUACCGAAACACAUCGACAGGGACGGUGAUGGAAUUCCAGACCAUCUAGAGGGUGAUUCUGAUGGUGACGGUAUCCCUGACCACCAGGAGGAUGAGGAUGGUGACGGAAUUCCAGACUACCUGGAAGACGAUGAUGGGGAUGGUAUUCCCAAUUAUCUCGAAACGAGUCACCUCAAGAGAGCAAGCAAAUUACCGAAACACAUCGACAGGGACGGUGAUGGAAUUCCAGACCAUCUAGAGGGUGAUUCUGAUGGUGACGGUAUCCCUGACCACCAGGAGGAUGAGGAUGGUGACGGAAUUCCAGACUACCUGGAAGACGAUGAUGGGGACGGUAUUCCCAAUUAUCUCGAAACGAGUCACCUCAAGAGAGCAAGCAAAUUACCGAAACACAUCGACAGGGACGGUGAUGGAAUUCCAGACCAUCUAGAGGGUGAUUCUGAUGGUGACGGUAUCCCUGACCACCAGGAGGAUAAGGAUGGUGACGGAAUUCCAGACUACCUGGAAGACGAUGAUGGGGACGGUAUUCCCAAUUAUCUCGAAACGAGUCACCUCAAGAGAGCAAGCAAAUUACCGAAACACAUCGACAGGGACGGUGAUGGAAUUCCAGACCAUCUAGAGGGUGAUUCUGAUGGUGACGGUAUCCCUGACCACCAGGAGGAUGAGGAUGGUGACGGAAUUCCAGACUACCUGGAAGACGAUGAUGGGGACGGUAUUCCCAAUUAUCUCGAAACGAGUCACCUCAAGAGAGCAAGCAAAUUACCGAAACACAUCGACAGGGACGGUGAUGGAAUUCCAGACCAUCUAGAGGGUGAUUCUGAUGGUGACGGUAUCCCUGACCACCAGGAGGAUGAGGAUGGUGACGGAAUUCCAGACUACCUGGAAGACGAUGAUGGGGAUGGUAUUCCCAAUUAUCUCGAAACGAGUCACCUCAAGAGAGCAAGCAAAUUACCGAAACACAUCGACAGGGACGGUGAUGGAAUUCCAGACCAUCUAGAGGGUGAUUCUGAUGGUGACGGUAUCCCUGACCACCAGGAGGAUAAGGAUGGUGACGGAAUUCCAGACUACCUGGAAGACGAUGAUGGGGACGGUAUUCCCAAUUAUCUCGAAACGAGUCACCUCAAGAGAGCAAGCAAAUUACCGAAACACAUCGACAGGGACGGUGAUGGAAUUCCAGACCAUCUAGAGGGUGAUUCUGAUGGUGACGGUAUCCCUGACCACCAGGAGGAUGAGGAUGGUGACGGAAUUCCAGACUACCUGGAAGACGAUGAUGGGGACGGUAUUCCCAAUUAUCUCGAAACGAGUCACCUCAAGAGAGCAAGCAAAUUACCGAAACACAUCGACAGGGACGGUGAUGGAAUUCCAGACCAUCUAGAGGGUGAUUCUGAUGGUGACGGUAUCCCUGACCACCAGGAGGAUGAGGAUGGUGACGGAAUUCCAGACUACCUGGAAGACGAUGAUGGGGACGGUAUUCCCAAUUAUCUUGAAUAUAAUGGUGCUGCAUCAAUUUAUUUAAAUUUUUUGCGGAAAUCGAUCAUGAAUUUCAAGUCGUCGGAUUCAAAGGACAAUGUUAUUCAUGAUUACCUGCGUGGUGACUCUGAUGGUGAUGGUGUUCCUGACUAUCUAAAAGAUAGUGAUAAUGACGGAGUACCUGAUUUUAUGGAAGAUGAUGAUGAUCAAACACCGAACUAUAUAGAUGUUGAUUCUACAGGACAAUCUUUGCAACAUACAAUUUCGUAUAAGAAGCACUACGAUUUCAAUAAAAAUGGCAUACCAGAUGACUUGGAAAGUGAUCAGGAUGGAGAUGGCAUCCUUGACUUCAUGGAAGAUUCUGAUGACGAUGGUAUUCCAGAUUAUUUAGAGGAUUCAGAUGAUGAUGGAUUCCCAAACUAUUUAGAUGAUACAUUUAACUCCAAACGUGAUAUCCAUUUAAAAUUUGAAGAUAAAAAUAAGAAUGGGAUACCGGAUCAUUUAGAACGUGAUUCUGACUAUGACGGAGUUCUUGACUAUUUAGAAGAUUCUGAUAGAGAUGGUAUACCAGACUAUUUAGAAGAUACUGAUGCAGAUGGUACACCAGAUUACAUGGAUGAAGAUGCUGUUACACAAUUUUCUCCGAGAAAAAUACGCCAUCGUGGCAGCGGUCGAAAAUUUGCUGAUGCUGAUAGAGAUGGUAUACCAGAUCAUUUAGAAGGUGAUAUUAAUCAAAACAAUAUCAUUGACUAUUUAGAAGAUUUGGAUAAUAACAGUAUACCGGAUUAUCUUGAAGAUUCUGACAAAGAUGGUAUACCAGACUAUUUAGACGAAGAUGCUAAUACAAAAUUUUCACCCAAAGUAUUAAGAUCAUUGAAACCAGCCAGACAUUAUGCUGAUAUAGACGGUGAUUACAUACCAGACCAUUUGGAAGAAGAUAAUGAUGGUGAUGGAAUUCCAGACUACCAAGAAGAUUCUGAUUCGAAUGGUAUCCCAGAUUAUUUAGAAGAUAGUGAUGGUGAUGGUAUACCGGAUUACAUAGAUGAGGAUGCUACGACACAGUUUUCACCGAAAAAAUAUCGUGAAUUACGUUCUUCUAUGAAAUUUGAAGAUGAAGACGGUGAUGGUAUACCAGAUCAUUUACAAGGUGAUUCCGAUGGUGAUGGAAUUUUAGAUUUUCUUGAAGAUAGCGAUGGUGAUGGGUUACCAGAUUAUUUAGAAGAUGCUGACGGUGAUGGUAUUCCAGAUUAUUUAGAUGAAGACGCAAAUAGUCAAUUUUCACCGAAACAUUUCACUGACAAAAAUAAAGAUGGUAUACCGGAUCAUUUAGAAGGUGAUUCAGACGGUGAUGGUACACCGGAUUAUCUUGAAGAUACUGAUCAAGAUGGUGUCCCAGAUUAUUUAGAAGAUUCCGAUAAUGAUGGUAUACCGAAUUAUUUAGAUAAUGAUGUUGUUGAUGUGGAAGUUGAAGCAGUUAUUGAAGCGUAUGAUAAAGAUACUAACAAUAAUGGGAUGGCAGAUUAUUUAGAAGAUUGGGACGGUGAUGGUAUACCAAAUUAUCUUGAAGAUGAAGAUCAUGAUGGUAUUGUAGACUUCUUGGAUAAACAAGACAAUCGUUUAUUAAGACGAUUAACCAAAAAUAAGAAAUCAAAAUUUCAAAAUCCAAAUGAUAAAAAUGCCAAUUUUAUACCAGAUCAUGUAGAGGAUGAUUUAGAUGGUAAUGGAAUUCCAGAAUUUAAACAAGAUUCUGACGGUGAUGGUAUACCGGACUACUUAGAUGAAGAUUAUUUUCAUCACUUCCUAAAGGAGUCAAAAAAACACACUAAAAAGAAAAGAAAAGAAAGUAAAAAAUCUUCGAGUAAAAUCAAAGCCGUCCCUGGGAUCCCAGACAGUUUGGAUCAUGAUGCAACUAGUGAUGGUGCACUGAAAGAGAAAGUUGCCGAUCGAAAUAACAACGGGGUACCAGAUAAUUUCGAGAUGAAAGACUCUGAUAAUGAUGGAAUUCCCGAUGAUCAAGACGAUGACGACGAUAAUGAUGGUAUCAAGGAUUAUCAUGAAGAUCGAAAUGGUAAUCAGAUGUUGGAUAUUCUUGAAGCAAAAGAUACAGAUGGUGAUGGCAUUCCUGAUUAUCUAGAUGACGACGAUGAUGGGGACGGUAUACCUGAUUGCGAUGACGAUGAUGACGAUGGUGAUGGUAUAUUAGACAUUGAUGAAGACGAAAAUAGGAAUAAAAUUCCUGACCAUUUAGAAACCGAAGACACUGAUGGGGACGGUAAAUUUUGUUUAAAAUUAUUUGCUAUCAACUGUUUUCCCCUUGAUUUUUGACCAAACAAAAAUCCAUAAAAUUUAGUCAACACUGGAAUGCUAUGCAGAUUAUUAGCUACUUUUCAGUCAUUGUUUUAUCAAUUCAGUCUACCUUAGAAAGGGUCAGCUAGUUAUUAUCAGUGUAGAGUCUAGCACAGAUGUAGGUUGGCUCAAGUUGCCAAACUACUUUAUGGUAGGACGAGAGGUAACUAACAUAGUGUAUGGAAAAAGAGAUUGGAAUAAUGUAUUAGCUUGUAGCUCUUCUAGGGUUACCGCCAGUACAGAGACCUGGUAAAGGAGGAGGGUUGGGCAAGGUUCAGCAACCCCAUCCCGUAGAAAACAACAUUGCUAAAAAAUGCUGACCAUAAUAAACAAAUUAAACCAUUUGAACUCUGCCCUCCGAGUUGAAGAAUCUUCAUUCAGAAGAACUAUGACGCCUUAUGGUGAAAGCCGAGAUUCUUCAGAAAUUAAUAGACCUAUGCCACUUCUAACAACCAGAGCAACAAUUAAUGUCGGUACAUGGGAUGUUCGAACAAUGUAGAUCGAUCAAAUAGCUAUGGAAAUAAGGGGAUACAACUUGGAGGUUCUCAGAAUAAAUAAAUGACAAUAAAAAAGAUUAAGCAGAGUGUAAAAGUAUAUAUGAAGGGAUAUAAAAUUGAUAGGAAGAUCAAAAGUCGAUACUGCUUAAAUGAUUUCACAAUUCUAGGUUAAAUCUGUUUUAGAUAUUUUGGAGCAGUGUGAACUUUUAAGACGUCGCGGGUACCCCUUCAAGUUUGAAACAUAUUAUAAACUAUCUUCAAUACCUAUAUCUAUGUUUAUUUUAAGAACAAGUCUACCAAUCUAUGGUUUCUGUAGUGAACUUCGAGUCACAAUUUUCGAUUACGAGUUAUUGUUACUAAGGCAUAGAGCUGUUUUCGGAUAUGCGGGCAGUCCACUGUUACUAUAGAGAUGAAACAUCCUUCAUCUUGGUGAAGCAUUUCAGAAUAUAGACUUAUGAUGUAAUUUUAAUGAGAUUUACCUAAAGUUUUGCUUCUGUAUGCAUUCAAAUGAGUUAGUUGAAUCUUGUUGGAAAGUGAUGUAUGGUGAAUUAAAUCUUCUUAAUUGGAUUAAAUUUACAUUGUUCAAGGAAUCGUAUCUUUAAUAUCCUUGGUCAGAUUGUUGAAUCGACAUGUAAACUUGAGUCAUAUAAUGUAACCGUACUGUAUUGUAUUGCAUUCCAAUUUUCUACCUCCUUUUUAGUUCGUUCUGGGUCGUUCAAACACUGUGUUCUCACUUUUAUAAUUUCUUUUCAGCCAAUGCUUAAUUGUUUAUCUUGCGGACUUUGCGCUGUGCAAGAAAUAUUACAGGCACACCUUGUGUACAAGCACCAACUAGCACGAAAACUAAAUACAGCAUUUUCUGUCGACUACCUAACAUCUAAAUAUAAUCCACGUAAUUUUGAGUUUCUUACACAAGUAACCACAAUGUAACUUGAUCAAUAAGAUUCAACCAGAACCAAGGACUAGACAAACAGCGUCGAUAUGACGAAAUACAAUAUGGGACCGUAAAGUUUUUAUUUCUGUUCAUCUGAUCACUAACGUCUAAAUGGAAUGAAACAAAGCAGCUCAGUGAUUAUCUAGUAAUGUUCUCAGAGUAAAAGUAAAUUCUUACUAAAUUUUUCGUCAGGUUACGUGAAGUCACUUCCCAAUUUAACUAUCUUAUCCUUUGAAGAAACAUUAAUUGGAACCAAUAAACAUUUCUUAUUUUGAUUUUUCAUUGUUUUGUAAAAUUCCACUUUCAUUUUGUCAUAAAAAUUUGUCUUUUUUUUUAGGAAUUAUUGAUCUACUUGAUACAGAUGAUGAUAACGAUAAUAUACCAGACCACUUAGAUAGUGAUUCCGAUGGAGAUGGUAUUGACGAUAAAAAGCAAGACAGAAAUCGUCAUAAAACUACUAAUCCAAAAGAAACUGUCAAGAAAAAUAGAGAAACCAAAACGAUGGUGCAUUCACCUUCACCUAAAUUUCAACUACCAGGACAUUCAAAAAGCAAAUCACUACCUAAAAAGACAACAGAAGAUUAUGAUAAUGAAGACAGUGAAAAAACUGAUGAUGAUUAUGACAACAAGAAACUAUCUAAAAUGAAAGACAGUGGUAUCAAUAGUGAUAAUGAUGAUGACGAUGAUGAUGAUAACGAUGAAGACGAAGAUGACGCCGAUGGAGCAGAUGAUGGCAAACCUAUGACGAAAACUAGGUCUAUAGUUUUGUCUAUAUUAAAACGAAUCGAAAACAUCUUUGGUGUUGAAGAUGAUGAUGGUGAUCAUGAUGCUGAAGAGGAUGAUUCACAUGAAGAAAUUCAUGAUCAUUAAAAUGUUAUUUUAUCCUCAUUUUUAUACUAAAGAGAUUUCAUAUGAUUUUAUCAAAACUAAAGUUGUUUUAGAACCAUUAAGUAGUACAACCAACCAUUACUACUCAUUCUCAUGACUUAGUUUGCAUCGGUUGAAUAUACUAGCUCAAUUGACAAAACUAUUGUUUUGAUGUAUGAUAAUGUGCAGUUCUGUACCUUACCAUUUUUUUUCCGUUUAAAAGAUAUUCUUACAUACUAACUAAAUCCUUAGAAUAAUACUCUCACACAAUAGCUUUACUUUUCAUCCACUCAGUCUCUUUGUUCUCCCUCUUCAACCCUUCUUUAUUGCUUCAUUUUCGAAUCAGUUAAACUAUCCAUCUUGUAACUUAUCCAAUUUCUUCUUGUUUUUUUAUUUGCUUUAGUGGAAAUAGAAAGAAUUGAACAGGAAAACAACAAACAAGUACACAAAAGAGACUAGAUUAGAAAAUAACAAGAAAUAUGGAAAAUCAAUAGAAUAGAGUUAUAUACAACGUUGAUUUUCCAGCUCUUUUGUUCUGAUCAAGUAAUUUUGCAUUUUCGUUGAUUACACACACACAAACUAAAUACAUGUUUUAAUGGUACUACUACUACUACCACCGCCUUUCUUUCAACUACUAUGAAUUAGUUAUUCAUUCAUCAACUGUAAUAAACUCUUUGUGAAUGUUUAUUCCUUGUUUUCUUUCGGUUUUUCAGUUUCACUUCUUCAUCAUCCACUAUUUUUCGUUCGUAUACAGUAGAAAUAUUCUGAAAACCCUAUCUCCCUACAUAUACUGUUUUUAUUCUUUUGUCUUCAACUUUCAAUUUAAAUUAAAUAUAGACACAUUUAAACAAACAAACAAAUUACAGCACAGAAAUUAAAUAUUUAGUUGAGUUUACUUAUUUUCCUUUAGCAUGUUUUCGUUAAUAAAAUUUACUGGUUUUCUUUUG